Asparagus officinalis (garden asparagus) is the source of this 4041-nucleotide messenger RNA. RefSeq lists its product as uncharacterized. The transcript is spliced from 5 exons. Gene Ontology annotation, biological process: DNA-templated transcription. Gene Ontology annotation, cellular component: nucleus. NCBI's taxonomy places the organism in Eukaryota, Viridiplantae, Streptophyta, Magnoliopsida, Asparagales, Asparagaceae. Bases 2107 to 3867 code for a protein of 586 amino acids. The record is from RefSeq and is a predicted model, not a curated record.
UCAUAUAUUUUUUGGAAAUAACUUAAAAAAAAGACUCAAAAUUCCUUUUUGAGCAAUUCAAACAAACAAUUCCUUCCAAAAUCGAACUUUUGCAAAAAGAUGUGGGUUGUUGGUUACAAAAAACUUGGACUCCUUAAAUCUCCAUCUAAUACUCUUGUAUCUAAACAAUUUAAAAAAAACAUCGGCCAGAUUAGACCUACAGCCUUGAGCAUUCUUUUGGCAGCUUCAACCACUUCAAAAUUUUUGCUAGAAAUCCUAAAAGUAAAAAAAACAGUAUAAUAAAACAAGAUGAAGAAAUGUCAGUAGAUUAGAUCGACACUCAUAGCAUAGUAGCAACUAGAAUUUAGUACAAGAAGUAAAAAAUAUUCUGCUUCAUAAAAAAUAUGCAUUCAAAAUAUACAGUGAAAAAGAUAAAAUGAAGAGAGACGAUACCAUAAACCAUCUAAUCAAUUUCCCUUACAUAUUCAAAAAUAUGGAGACUAUUAAAUUCAUGCACCAACGAAUAUCCUUAAAUAUUUGCCAAACCUACACUUUAGAUCCUUGGAGAUGAUAACAUUAAUCUACUUUGAGAUAAACAUAUACUUGAUAAUAUAGAUAUACAAAGAAGAAAAUAUGGAAGAUGCUUACGAGAAAGCCCAUCUAGCCAGGAUCCAAUAUAUAUUUGAGCUUCUGCUCCUCUAUAAGAAGGAAAUUACGAUAUUGGUUAAGCACUUUAAACAACAAUGUUGAAUAAGGAGUUAGAAGUCACUAAGUUAAUGCGGAUGGUUCAUGUAUCAUUAGCUAUUAUUGGCGAUUGAGGAUGCUUCUCAUAUUCUUCUUCCGAAUACUUGAGAAUAUUCAAGUUCUCAUUUUUCGUCCAACUGAUAAGCUUUUCAUCUAAAUAUUCUUCAAAUCAUGACUUGGCCGUGUUGUUUGGAAAAAGUUGACUCUUAAACUGCUCAAACUCCAACAUUUCAUCAAUAGAAACAUGUUCAAAGGCUUCUUCACAACUACUUUAAGCUAUAUAUGUAUCACUGGAUGCUUGUUCAUAUACUUUAUAAAGCCUGAGCAACAUCUUCAAAAUUCUCAACAAGUAUUUAGAACCAAUACCAAUUUUCUUAGACAUGGGGGAGCAAAUAUUUUAUCUGUUGACCAUUUUGGAGGAGUCAAGUGAACUUAUAAAUAAUAUGAGCAAGCAUCCAGCUAGACUUGCAUAUCUUAUAGCAGUUGUGAAGAGCCUGUAGACAUGUUCUUAAUGAUUUAAUGUUCGAGUUUGACUAGUUUGUGAGCCAAGUCUUUUGAGUUAGCAGGUCCAAGUCUAAAGUGAAUAAUAUUUAAAAUUUUAAAUGAAAAGUUGCUUAGUUGGAAGAAAUAUGAGAAUUUGAGCACUCUCGAUUACUGGAUAAGAUAAUAUAGAUAUGUCCUAAAUUGUCAAUCAUGGUUCGUUAUACAUUAAUUACCCCCAUCACUUGCGUGGCUGUUGAAUCUUUAUUCAAUACUGCAGUUUGAAUGCUUAAUAGAUAUUGUAACCUCCUCCUUUCGAAGAAGCUGAAGCUCAAAUAUAUACUGGUUCUUGGCUAAAUGAGAUUCUUAGAAGUUAGUUAUGUUUUUUUCUUAUUACUUUGUAUACUUAUAAUUAUCGAGCAUAUGUUUGUCUUACAGUAGAUUAAUAUUGUUAUUUCCUAUGAUCUGAAUGCAGCUUUGGUAGAUAUUGGAAAAGGAAAUUUGUUGGUGCAUAAUUUUAGUAAUACUUAUAUUUUUGAAUCUAAACACAAAAUUGAUUCAGAUGUUUUUUUCCUCAUUUGGUAUUUUCCCUCUCAUUUUUUCUCUUUUUCACUAUGUAUAUUUCUUUUUGCAAUUCCUUAUGGAGAUGAAUUUAUUUCACACUUCUUGCACUAGUUCUUUUGCUACUUGUCUAAUGGUGUUGAUCUGAGCUACUAAAUUUUCUUUAUGUUGUUGUAUUAUACUGUUCUACUAUACAGUUAUGCUUUAUGAACUCUUACACGAAUUUUGAAGUGGUGAAGUUAUCACGAGAAGGCUGUGAGACCAAUCAAUUGGCAGAAAUUUUAGCAAGAAAAGGUUUAGAUAUACAAGAACGAAGCUUUGGAGGUGCCGCUUUGUGUUGUAAUGAAUUUGAUCUUUGGGGAGAAAGCUCAAGAUACCAAAUGGCCUGAACAUGUUGAAGUCAAAGGAAAAGUAAGGCUUCAAGCAUUUGAAAAAUUUAUUCAAGAGCUUCCUCGCUCUCGGAAUCGUGCAUUGAUGGUGAUCUCUCUUUGCUGGAAGCCGGGAUCACCUGAAGCUGGACUGGCAGGGAUGAAGGAGGUUGCAAAAGGUUACAUACAGAGUCAGAAAGUUGGAUUUGCACAGAUCUGUCCAGGUCUUGAUCUCUAUGUCUGCCCUCGUAAUGAUACGAUUAUAACAAUUCUUGCAAAGCAUGGUUUCUUCAAGGGCAUGGGCGCAGUUGAGGAUAAUCAAGAUUCUUUAAUUGGGUGUGUUAUAUGGCGUAGAGGCCACACCUCGUCAAACCCAGUCCCUAAAAUCUCAGAGAAAAAAGAAACCCAGUUACCAGAAACUUCUUCUUCAAGCACACAGGUUGAUAACUUGAAAAAUAAGCAAGAGAAAGCUCUCAGUCCUCUCAAUGCUACUCUUAACAGCUCAAAAGGCAUCAUAAGCGAUUCUUCAAGGCCAUAUAGUUCUCCUCUGAUUCAGGUCCAACCACCUGCUGCACAAAAACUUGAAUCAAACUCUUCUCAAGAAACUAUGAUACAUCCUGAUAUUCCUAUAACUCAAGCAGUAGAGCCAAAAGAAUUGGUUGCACCAGUUCGUUCAAGAGCAACUAUGAUGCUGCCAGGAGCUCAACACCAAACAAACACACAGACCAAUGAUGGCUCGCAAAAAUUUAGAAACCAUAAUAGUUAUGUUCCUCGCCCAGAACUCGGUGCUUCAAUCUCCUCGAAUUUUACAUUCAUCGGAGCUCAGAUACCAACCUCACAAAAUACAGUUCAAAGUAAUGCAAAGCCAGAAUUAGCACAGCCCGCUCUCCCCAGACCACCACCUCUGCCCUCAGAAGUUCUUCAAAGAAUUGUCCAGUUUAACAGUGAAGCAAACAAGGCUCCUACAGAAGGAAUGACCAAAGCUGAGGCUUCUUUCAUGCCUACUGGAGAGCCAAAGGAAACUGACAGAGCUUGUGAAGUUCACCACAAGCCGGGGAAUUUAGAUGAUGAUGAUGAUGAUGAUGGUGAUCUACCGGAAUUUGACUUUGCUUCUGCCUGUGGUGUUCCAAAAGCACCAAUGAGUACCUUUCGAAGAUCCGUUCAUCAAAAAUAUCAGCAAAUUGGCUCUCUCAAGAAUGAAAAUGUGUCUUUAGGCAGAAGUAUGAACACAUAUCUAGGGUCCAAUAGCACCAUACCUACAGGAUUUGGGGAGGUGAAUUCUGAGAAGAAGCCCGCAGAUGCCCCAUCUUCGAGUCAUCACUUUCCUGGAAAAUCCGAUGAGGGUUUCUUGUCAAGUAGUAUUUCACAAAAGAGUCGUUGGGAUGAUGACGAUGAUAUGCCUGAGUGGUGUCCCCCAGACCUAGAGCAUCUUGAUGGACCAAAAGCAAGUCCCAGUACUAGAAUUCUCCCAACAGUCUCCAGGCCGAUAUCAGAAAAUGUUGAAGAAUUACCUUUAACUCCUACUCAAUGUUCGAUGACAACAUUUAACGCACCAAUACAAAGUCGUCCAUCAAUACAAAGACAAAGUUUUCCAGGAUAUCACCCUCGUGGCUUUGUUCCGAUUGAUGUCAGGCCUCCACAAAGACCCCACUCAAGCAAUUUAGUGAGGCCUCAAUUUAAAAACUUUGGUGGCAAGUAUCCGUCUUCCGUUAGCUGGCAGUGGAAGAGAGAUUAAUCUUUUGAAACUUCACAUCAUGUUGUUUGUGUACAUAAAAAAGUUUUAGAUGUUAUUUGUAUGGAGAAUGUGUGGUUUUCUCUAGGAGUUCAAGUGCAGUCUGUACCAGUCCUACCAUGUAUUUUCAUCAAAUAAAAGGCGUGGUCUUAGGAUGCAAGAUGAUUAUCUUUUUAA